GUGGAGGUUGAGGUUUCCGGUACGGUGCCUGGGUUAAGCUCUGCUUUGGAUAUCCCCACCAAGGCAUUCGUUGCUGAAGCGUCUCCCUUUCUCUCUUUUCCCUUCGCGGAUGUUACGGUUGUCUUGAGUAGAGUGGCCUGAUCCUGCUCCUCGGCAUGCUGAGGCUGCGGAUUUUUCUCCUCAUGACCGUCCCGUCCCGCGCGCCCGGUAAUGGAGGCUCCAUAUGAUGGUGGUGAAGUAACUGUGGUAAUGGAGGAGAUAGAAGGUACCUACACCUAUGCAUCUCCAGUGCCGUCUAAAAAGAAGAAGAAAUAUAGAAGUCCUGGAGAUCAAGGGGAAAAAGCUAAAAAACCCAGAUCUGCAUACCUUCUGUACUAUUAUGACAUCUACCUGAAAGUUCAACAGGACCUCCCACAUCUCCCUCAGUCUGAAAUUAACAAGAAGAUCAGUGAGAGCUGGAGGCUGCUCAGUGUGGCUGAGAAAAGUUAUUAUUUGGAGAAGGCCAAAUUAGAGAAAGAAGGUUUAGACCCGAACUCGAAGUUGUCUUCACUGUCUGCUGUCGUUCCGGACAUUCCAGGUUUCCGUAAAAUCCUUCCUCGCUCAGAUUACAUAAUUAUUCCCAAAGGCGCUCUCCAAGAGGAGAGGAGUAAGCAGCACUUUGAACUCUGUGUGGCCCAGGGCCAAACAGCAUCAGAAGGCCUGACAGCAUCUGCUAAUGCCACGGGCACUUCCCACAGUGCUGUGCAGAACAUCCUUUCUGUAGAAUCCAGCCAAGUUGGCAUUUCUGAGCAGUGCAUUGCCAUUGAAGGGGUUGCAGAAGACGCAGCCUCAUUUGUUCAGUCAGACACAAUAGAAGAAGUUGUUGCAUCAGAAAUCUUGUCUCACUAUGCCCAACCUACAGCCCAUAAAGUAGCUGGAGAGGUCAUCCUGGAUGAGACCCCUUUGGAAGUGGGAGACAGCUAUCCUUAUCAAACAGCCAGUGUGGUUAUUGAAGAGACUCUGGUUAACAGCUCCUCAGAUGCCUCCAAUGGGAGUGUUAGUGUGGCACAACCACAGAUUUCAGAUGGCCUCUCUGUGGUAACAGUGCUGACCAGAAGAGAUAGAGAAGAAAGUAAUACUUCAACGCCUACUGCACAGUUCAUUAUGCUACCUCUGCCAGCUCAUUCUGUUCUGGAAAAUCCAGCAUCCAUCAAACUGACAACUACUUACACUCGCAGAGGGCAUGGAAAUUGCUCCAAUCCUGGCUGUUCCUUUACUUAUGUGACCAGACACAAGCCACCAAAAUGCCCUCUGUGUGGAAACUUCCUGGGAGGGAAAUGGAUCCCAAAGGUGAAGCAGACAAAAGGCAAAUCUGAGCCAAAUUCAGGUGUGCCUAUAAAAACGUUGGGGCCCAAAAGAAGUCAGCCACCGUCAGCCUUAGGACAGGCAGUGGUACAGGACGGUGCAUCGAAAUGUACUCUAGAGGUCUCUGAAGCUGUGAGCCAGCUACUGAAUGCAGCUCCUUCUGGGGGACAGAUGCAGGAGACUGAGUGGGAAGAAGUGAUAAUCUCUGAGGCUCACAUCCUUGCAAAUAAUGUUCGGCCAGAGGAGCAAGGAAGUUCUCCGGCAGUUAUUCAGCUUCAAGAGAGCUCUGCAUGCGUGGACUCUUCAUUAGAACAGAAGGAGAAGGAAAAUGAAGGGCUGGAGACCCAGUCAUCUACUGAAGUGGUGAACUCUGCAAAUGCGCUUUCAAACCCAACGUCUGCAGUGAAACAAGCAAUCGGGCUAGAAGGUUCUGUGAAGGAAAUUGAUGAAAAAAAUUCCCCUUUAAGAAUCUCAGGACUGAAGCCUAAUACUCUGAAGCAGCUGGGCCAGUCUCCCCUGCCGUGUGCAGAAGAACACAAGCUCCCUGGCAACACAAACAGCUCAGCAUCUCAGGUCAAAGUGGUGGAGGUCAAGCCAGAUGUAUUCCCUUCUUACAAGUACAGCUGCACUGUAACCCUGGAUCUGGGGCUGGCAACGUCACGAGGCAGAGGCAAGUGUAAGAACCCUUCUUGCAACUAUAUAUAUACUAAUCGGCACAAGCCACGGAUCUGCCCCAGCUGUGGCUACAAUCUUGCCAAAGACAGAACUGAGAAAACAGUGAAAUCACUGGAGGCCACUGCUGGCCCCAGGGAUGUAUUGAACACCAGUGAGCCUUUAAUCCAGUCCCAAAAAGAAAUCCAGCGCCAAUCUACUCUGCAGCUUCUACGCAAAGUAAUACAGAUCCCAGAGAAUGAAUCUGAGCUGGCUGACGUAUUUGCACUGAUUCAUGAACUCAACAGCUCUCGGCUCAUCCUUUCCAACAUGAACGAGGAGACAGUCACCAUUGAGCAAACCUCUUGGUCAAAUUACUAUGAGUUUCCAUCCUCUCAGUGUCUUCUCUGUAGCAGCCCCUUAUUCAAAGGGGGCUUGAAUUCCCUUGCAGGCCCUCAGGAGUGCUGGUUGCUGACAGCUAACCGGCUGCAAGUGGUCACUGCUCAGCUCAAGGUGUGUGUGAAUGUGCAAUGCUUGGCCCUCCACAGUUUCAAUGAUAUAUACACAGGCUUGUUUAAUGUAGGCAACAAGCUUUUGGUGAGCCUGGACCUUCUGUUCACUAUAAGAAAUCAUAUUAAACUCGGCGAGGAUCCUAAGGUGGCCAUCAGCAGUAUCUUGGAAUCUGUGCAGGAGCAGACUGAGAAAAAUCUGAACACUGAGGAGUUGAGUCAGCUUGAGGAACUGCUGUGCAAUGGAUAUUGGGCCUUUGAAUGCCUUACUGUCCGGGACUAUAAUGAUAUGAUCUGUGGUAUCUGUGGCAUUGCACCCAAAGUUGAGAUAGCCCAGAGGAAUGUGGAAAAUGUUUUGUCGCUGAAAAAUAUUGAGUUUACCUGGCCAGAAUUCUUGGCAUCUAGUGAAGUAAAUGUAGAAGAUUUCUGGUCUACUAUGGAGACUGAAGUCAUAGAGCAAGUGGCAUUUCCUUCCAGCAUCCCUAUCACAAAAUUUGAUGCCUCUAUCAUAGCCCCCUUUUUCCCACCGCUGAUGAGGGGCUCUGUGGUUGUCAACACAGAGAGAGAGAAGAACUUUGAAGCACAUACAGUUCCAGGCAACGCAAGUUUUCUGGUGAGGCUGAUUCAGGAUGAAGCCUGUAAAAUGGAGCAGAUUGGUUCUUACAGCAAGGAAGAGCUCCAGAAUGUCUUGACACAGUGCAGUAUUCCGUGGGAUGCGGGUGACUCAAAGGAGCAACUCUGUCUUUCUCUGCUGGCUCUGUAUGAUUUUGUACAGAAUGGGACACAGAUCAAACAGCCCCCUGCACAUUUGACUGGUGGAAAAAUUUACAAAGUGUGCCCACACCAGGUCGUGUGUGGCUCAAAAUACAUUGUGAGAGGGGAAAGUCCCCGGGACCAUGUGGAUCUCCUAGCCUCUUCACGCCACUGGCCACCAGUCUAUGUAGUAGACUUGGCCACUUCUGUGGCAUUGUGUGCAGAUAUCUGCUAUCCUGACUUGACUGCUCAGAUGUGGGGGAGGAACCAGGGUUGCUUCUCUGACCCCAUGGAACCUUUAAGGUACGUGUCCUGCCCAGAACUUCUGGACAGACACUACAAUGUGGACAUGACCAGUGCUGAACAUUCUAUCCAGCACCCAGUCACCAAGUCUGCAUCCCGCCGAGUAGUUUUUACUGGGACAGAGCAGAGCACUCAGAGUGACUCAACAGCCCGACAUCAUUCUCUCUCUCUCUGCCGGGAACUAGAACCCUACAGUGCCAUCAUUGCAGCCAUCAAUGAUAGCAAAACGAGUAACGUCCGCCAGAGGCCUAUAACCUUUGACAGCGCAACCCACUAUUACCUCUACAAUCGCCUGAUGGAUUUCCUCUCUAGCCGUGAGAUUGUGAACAGGCAGAUUCAUGAGAUUGUGCAAAGCUGCCAGCCUGGUGAGGUGGUGAUCCGGGAUACCUUAUACCGCCUGGGUGUGGCCCAGAUCAAAACAGAAAUGGAGGAAGAUGAAGAAAUCCAAGGAGAGGACGGUGUGGUUUAACCUACUCUGAAGUGGUUGUCUUCUAGCCAUAGAGAUAUGAGAGCUAGGCUGUCGAGGCACCCCUGCAGAUAGCUCAAGCCGUUUAUCACGCCGACGAGUGCCAGGUCUGAACCGCUUUGACAGCUUACAUUGACCAAAGAGUCAUGUGCUUCCAUGAAAUCUGGAUUUACUCCUGUGGGUUCGAGAUCUGCAAAAGCCUUGCUAUAAAAAGGGCAGUUUCUCUUUCCAGUAUGUCGUUUGGAUCUGUAAGCUAGCCAGGACAGGGUGGCGUAGGAGAGAGAAGGAUGUUUUGGGUGGCUGGAAGCUGGCAAGGGGAAGGCAAAUGGGUUUACAGUAGAACUUGGCCUGUUUUUGAAGUGUAUACAUUGCUGUGUUUUUGGGGAUCGUAAGGGGAUGGAAAAGAGCAGAGAAUGUUUAUGCACCCCCAAUGCUAUAGCCUAUGUUUGAUGGUCAUAAUAGACUGAUGAGCCUCUUCUGGAGCCCC
Messenger RNA from Gekko japonicus, 4513 nucleotides. It is a transcript of the gene HMGXB3, whose product is annotated as HMG box domain containing 3. The transcript is spliced from 20 exons. Lineage: Eukaryota; Metazoa; Chordata; Lepidosauria; Squamata; Gekkonidae. The record is from RefSeq and is a predicted model, not a curated record. Bases 211 to 4029 code for a protein of 1272 amino acids.